UAUCUUAUAAGAUCCGUAACUACAUUUAUGCCUUUAUGUGACACAAUUUAAAUAUCCACAGAAGUUUAAAAUCAACAAAUCAUUCAUGCAAACCCAUGCCAUAAAAUCUAAACAAUGCUGUCCUGUGUACAUAACAUAAAAAACUCAGUCCUGUACAAUCUGCACAAUAUUAAUAAUGCAAACCCAUCCCACAGAAAGAAACACAGCGUUAACGUCAUGGUAUCUCAAAUAUUAGUACCAAAUUGUUACUGCCAAAUUAGUGCUGGAGAAUUGAUUAAUUCAGGUAGUUUAGUUAGCAGUACAUACACUAUACAGUACGGCCAAAACUUUGAACACGACCAUGAUAUCCAUUACAUGGUUCUUCCCAAGAUUUUUAUUUAAUUUUUUUUUUUUGCCACAAAUUUGGAAGCCCACAAUUGUAUAGGGUGUCUUUGUAUGCUGUAGCUUUACAGUUUCCCUUCACUGGAACUUCGCAGCCCAAACAUGUUCCAGCAUGACAAUGCACCUGUGCAUAUAGUGAGCUCCAAAAUGACUUGAAUGUUUUUUUUCAAUCCUUAAAACAACUGAAGAGGAGUGCCUUAAGACUCUGUGAAUUACUUGCAAUAUACCUCGAUUAACCCGCCUUAGCCUCAAUUUAUUUUUUACUGUAUUUUUCUUUGUAUGUAUUUAGGUAUGUAUUAUUCUUUUUGCUUUUCUCUUCUUCUUUCUCUUUCCUUGUUAAAGUAUGCUGCUUGGAUUUAUUGUUGGUGUGCUUAACAAUGAUAAUGGAUGUUCUUAUACUCGAAGAUUUUUAAAAAUUGUUUUUGUUUUUUUUCCUUCAGUUUUCUCGCGUUGCUGUUCUCCUCCAGUCCAGCUGGUGGCGGUAACGCAGCAAGCACUAGUACGCCAAAAACAAGUAAAUACAAAAAGCCAAGAAGAAGAAGAACCAAAUAAACCGGUUGUUUUACGUGAUGGCAUCUCGCCGGGCACUUAAAGCCGUGCUCAUUGAUUUAAGCGGGACUCUUCACAUUGAGGACGCGGCUGUACCUGGAGCUCAGGAAGCACUCACAAGGCUGCGUCGUGCUAAAGUGGCUGUCAAAUUCGUAACCAACACGACCAAAGAAUGUAAGAGGACGCUGCUUGAGAGACUGCGGUGUCUCAGCUUCGACAUUGAAGAGCGAGAGAUCUUUACCUCACUGACUGCAGCUCGAAACCUGUUGGAGCUGAAGGAUGUGCGCCCCCUGUUGCUGGUGGAGGAUAGUGCACGGGAGGACUUUGCAGGUAUAGAAACCACAGAUCCUAACGCUGUUGUGAUAGGCUUAGCGCCAGACCACUUCAACUAUGAAAUGCUUAAUAAAGCUUUCAGGCUAAUUUUGGAUGGUGCCCCUCUCAUUGCUAUCCAUAAAGCCCGUUACUACAAGAGGAAAGAUGGCCUGGCGCUGGGACCUGGACCGUUUGUGACGGGUCUGGAAUAUUCCACUGACACACAGGCCACUGUUGUGGGCAAACCAGAGAAAACCUUUUUCCUGGAAGCUCUGCGGGAUCUGAACUGUAGCCCUGAGGAGGCCGUAAUGAUCGGAGACGAUGCUAGAGAUGAUGUUGGUGGAGCUCAGAACACAGGGAUGCUGGGAAUAUUAGUCAAAACGGGUAAAUACAGAGCAGGUGAUGAAGGCAAAAUAAAUCCUCCUCCUCACCUGACGUGUGAGAGUUUCCCUGAAGCUGUUAAUCACAUCCUUCAACAUCUGCUAGACACUAAAUAAUUUCUGUGAUGCUGUUUAAAGGUACAUUUAAUAUGUAUAUGCAGUAUGUGUGCCCAAAACACGGUAUAGUAAUUAAUUAUGCAGCAUCAGGUUAAAAUGGUGAUGGGCUAGAAUACGGUUUAGUUAUUGUGUUGGUCUCACUUGUCCUUCUGCAUUUGUAAGUUUCACUCACUUUUAACUGAUAUUCAUCUGACGUGUAAUUCCAGUCUCAUCACAACCAUUGUUCCAAAAAAAAAAAAAAACUGCCUUGAACCUUUCCUGUUACUGCAUUACACUCCAGACUCCAAGCUGAGCCAAUGUUAUAAAUAAAAACUACACUUAUUUAAAAUAUCCACUCUGUCUGUAUAUUUUCCACUUUGUUGGUCGGUCUGUAUGUGUAGUAUGUGUUGUCGUCCUGGUUUAUGUUCAAUUUGAGAAGGUAGACAGUACAGGUCGACCGAUUAAUCGCUUUUGCCAAAUAAUCAACACCAAUAACUGAUCGCUGGAACUAUCGGUUAUCGUCAAAAAUCCACACAGAUGGUUUUUCCCGGUUGCGUCCGUGUAGGGAGCGGCUGAGAAGGGUCCUCCGUCAUUAUACAGUAUGAGAGGCGAAAUAAAAUCACUGACUAAUUUUGUGUUAUUUGAAAUUGUUUUUUUUAAAAUUCAUUUUGGCUGUCUCUAUUUUUAUUUGUUAUUUGGAGUGUGACUUUACGGUUCAGUUUGGAUGUAUAUAUUUUAUUUACUUUGAUAUUUAUUAAUAGUUCAUAGAUAUUAAUAUUUCUCAUUUUUGAAAGUACAGUACUUUUGGCAGGCAACACUUGGGGUCACAGCAGGGGUCGUUUGCUUAAAAACUUUGGGAACCUCUGCCUAAGCCAGUGCCACACAUUAAUUAAUAUUAAGUAGGGGAUGUCCCCAGUACAGUACUGUGACUGGUGCUGUACUCUAAAGGUGCAUUCACACAUACAGUUACUCGCAGUGACACCCGUUCAUUCAACCGACAGACCAUUCGUUUUCAAAGAGAGCUGCCGAAUUCUGGCAACAUGAGUGACAGCGACCGUUGGCGAGUCAAGUGAAAUUGAGAGAAGUUUAACUUUAUGCAAAUUUGGAGUGACAUGGUGCAGCAACUCCCAAUGGGAGCGAAGACUGUAGAGCGCACGUGAUCUGUGAUCUGCCGUAUUGCCCGAGAGUCCGAGUUGUUUCGUGGACCCAAACAUUUCACCAAAGAUAGAUGCACACACUGCUUCUCCUUCAUCUUGUAGGAUAUGAUGCAUAUAUAUAUAUAUAUGCUGGUGAAUUUUAUAUACAAACACUCUCCCUCCAGGAUGUUUAAU
Messenger RNA from Ictalurus furcatus (blue catfish), 3049 nucleotides. It is a transcript of the gene hdhd2, whose product is annotated as haloacid dehalogenase-like hydrolase domain containing 2. Gene Ontology annotation, molecular function: phosphatase activity. The record is from RefSeq and is a predicted model, not a curated record. The transcript is spliced from 7 exons. Bases 951 to 1739 code for a protein of 262 amino acids. Lineage: Eukaryota; Metazoa; Chordata; Actinopteri; Siluriformes; Ictaluridae. Gene Ontology annotation, biological process: dephosphorylation.